Molecule: messenger RNA, 912 nt
Organism: Naegleria lovaniensis
Lineage: Eukaryota; Heterolobosea; Eutetramitea; Acrasida; Naegleriidae
Exons: 1
Coding region: 1-912 (303 amino acids)
Source: RefSeq, a predicted model, not a curated record
AUGAUUUCACGAACCACGCAACCAAUGAUGAAGCAAAGUAGCAGCAACUUGUUUCACCAUCAUCCGAGUGUAGCCUACACAAAUGGUUUACAAUCCAUGAUUACAAGUAAUAGAAUCAUCACGGGUGCUUGUUUUCAUCAAUCUUUUUUAAUUUUCAAUACUAACGAACAAGAUAAAAAGCAUCCGAAUAGAAAACCAUUCUUUGCAGGUGGAUUGGGAAAAUCAGGAGCGCUCAGUACUCCACCCAAAACAUCCUCUUCUCAAGUUUCAAACCCUCCUCCUCCUCCAUCAAAUUCAAGAGCUGCCUAUGAGAAAAUGAGAGAAGAACGGGAGGAGCAAUUGGAAGCUGAAGAGUUUGCAAAAAGAAGAGAACAAAUUAGAGACAAUUUCCAAAAACAAUUUUUCGAAAAUAUGGAUCCUAAUGAAUUUAAAAAAGCUUGGGAACAAGCUCAAGUGGAUGAAAAUGCUGAAUAUAAAAAAAUUACUUUUAGACAACAAAUGAGAUGGUGGAUUAAGGAUCACGAUCGUUUUGACCGAUUCAUGAAAUUAUUAAUGAAUCCUACAGCGACUGAGGAUGAAAAACACUAUGCCAAAGAACAAGUUGAUGAAAUGGUUAAAUUGUAUGGAGAAGUUAGAGUUCGUCCUUCAAAUAGAAAGAAAAUUCCUGCCAGGCUGACGCUUGUCAUUUUGACAAUUGUCAUGCUCCUUUCAUGGAUGGCAGUGAAGGGCCAACAACGUAUGGUGAAUAAGGAGAGACAAGAUCAAGUCCUUGAAGAUGUCGUCAAAAGAAGUCAACCUACAGAAGAGAUGCGAGCUGUGCCUCAGGUGAAUCACCGUGAGAUUCUCCAAGAAAUUGAGAAUCAAAGAUUACAAAAAUUGAGAAGAGAGCAAGAGAAGUCAAAUCAAAAUUAA